GUGUCGAAUUUUUCUGCGUCAGAAAAGGGCUUAACAAAACCAAGUGCCUCGUACGGAGUUUUAUAGCUAUCAAAAACGGUACAUAAUGUACUUUGCGAAUACUGUAAGCUAGUAACUAUAGCGCUGAGACUUAUCGCGAGAAACCCCGAGAACAUGGAAACAAGACAACAAAAAUAAAUUUGUGGACAACAAGCCAGAGUGCAUGAUGGCGGCGUCGCUGCUGCACUGGGACAAGAGAUCUACUGCUGCCCGCCUGAAGGCAGAGUUAACCCGGACUGACAACAGCUCCGGCCUCCGCCAGCUUCAGGAGCUGCUCGACGCUGUGCUAAAUCCCGAAAAAACUGCGGACACAGAAGCUCUUGACUGGUGUAAAUGUCUGAUAGCAGGAGGCGAAGGUUUCGAGGAGUUCUGUAAGACGGUCCGCUCCUAUGACAACGCUACUCUCUGCGGCUUGGUUUGGACGGCUAAUUUCGUAGCAUAUCGAUGUCGGACCUGUGGCAUCUCUCCGUGCAUGUCACUGUGUGCUGAGUGUUUCAACAACGGAGAACAUACGGGCCAUGAUUUCAACAUGUUCAGAAGCCAGGCUGGUGGGGCCUGUGAUUGUGGAGACAGUAAUGUCAUGAGAGACAGUGGCUUUUGCCAAAGGCAUAGGUUGCAAACUGGAGAAAAUGUCCCAUCAAUACCUCGAGAUCUUCUUCUGAUGUCUGAGAUGGUUCUCCCUCGCUUUAUCCUCAGCACCAUACAAUAUCUGAGGGAUGGAUACAUUGAAUCAGACACAUCAGCUGAGCGAGACCUACAGAAAGUUCUACAACAGCUGGAGCCUCAGAUCUCCUUCUUGGAAGAGCUCACAAAGAUGGGAGGAGCAAUGAGGACUGUCCUGACAAAGAUCUUAACCAAUCAGCAGACAUACAAGGAGCUGAGCAUGGGCCAGGAAGAGAACCUUUUUUCUAAAAAGAACUAUGAAAAGUACCUGGCAGCACUGAAGAAUUCAGGUCUGGUAUCUGUGGAGGAGAAAGCUCAAGCUGCUACAGCCGAUGUUACCGUUGGAGCAGAAGGAGGUGCAGGAGCCAUGGUCCUGCUAGGAUCUACUGGACCAGGCAGUCCAGAUGAAUCUACUAAAGAGGAGGAUCAAGAUGGAGGCCAGUCGGUUGGCCAGAGAAAGAGGGUUAAACUCAGCAGCAGUACCAAAGACCCUUUCAUCAUUGAAUCACUAAAGCAUAAAUGCUUUCUGGAGGAGUUGCUGUUUUGGACAAUAAAAUUUGAGUUUCCCCAGAAAAUGGUCACAUUCUUAUUAAACAUGCUACCAGAUCAGGAUUACAAGAUCACAUUUACAAAAACAUUUGUUCAGCAUUACGCCUUCAUCAUGAAAACGCUGAUGAAAAGCCACGAGUCUGAUACUAUGUCAAACCGCAUCGUGCACAUCAGCGUGCAACUGUUCAGCAAUGAGGAGCUGGCUCGGCACAUGACGGAGGAGUGCCAUCUGCUGGACAUCAUGGUCAUGGUCCUUCAUUACAUGAUGGAGAGUUGCCUUGUUAAAAGUGAACUCCAGGAUGAAGAAAACAAUCGGCAUGUUGUGGUAAACUGCAGUGAAGCGCUGCUGAAGAACAACACAUACUGGCCCCUAGUUAGUGAUUUCAUUAACAUCCUCUCACACCAAAGUGUAGCCAAAAAGUUCCUGGAGGACCACUCCUUACUGAUGCUGUGGAUGAGCUUUGUUUCAUUUUUCCAAGGGAUGAAUCUGAACAAACGAGAGUUGAACGAACAUGUGGAGUUUGAGUCUCAGACAUACUAUGCAGCAUUCGCCGCAGAGCUAGAGGCCUGUGCACAACCUAUGUGGGGUCUCUUAACACACUGCAAAGUCAAAGAGACUCAGGAAUACACAAAAACUGUGGUUCGCUACUGUUUGGAGGCCCUGCAGAUCUGGUUUGAUGCCAUUGGCUUCAUUGAUGAGCCAGCUCAGCAUCAAGUGACGUUCCACCUGCCGCUCCACCGCUACUAUGCCAUGUUCCUCAGCAGGGCUGUAAAAUGCCAAAGUUUGGAUUUGGACAGCCUGCUGCCAGACCAAGAGAUGCUGAUGAAGAUCAUGGUGCAUCCUCUCCAAAUCCAGGCGUGUCUUUCUGAGAUCCACAGCAACAUGUGGGUCAGAAAUGGUCUGCAGAUAAAAGGACAAGCUAUGACUUACGUGCAAUCACACUUCUGCAACUCCAUGAUUGACCCAGACAUCUAUCUACUCCAGGUUUGCGCAUCAAGACUGGAUCCUGACUAUUUUAUCUCAAGUGUCUUUGAGAGAUUUAAAGUAGUCGACCUUUUGACGAUGGCGUCUCAGCACCAAAACGCCGUGUUGGACUCUGAGCAGGAGAGGCCGAUGCUAGAAGGAGCACUGACCUUUCUGGUCAUCCUGACGAGCCUUCGCAUUCACCUGGGAAUGACGGAUGAUGAAAUCCUUCGAGCCGAGAUGGUCUCGCAGCUGUGCAUGAACGACCGUACGCACAGUGCGCUAUUAGAUCUCAUUCCUGAAAAUCCCAACCCAAAGAGUGGCAUUGUACCAGGUAGCUGUAGCUUUGAGGAUGUGCUCUCUGCCGUGGCUGAUUUCAAAGCUCCAGUGUUUGAGCCUGGAGGCUCCAUGCAGCAGGGAAUGUACACACCCAAAGCCGAGGUGUGGGAGAAGGAGUUCGACCCCAUCAUGGUCGUUCUCAGAACAGUCUAUCGCCGUGAUGUCCAGUCAGCCAUGGACAGAUACUCAGCUUUUUUGAAACAGUUUGGCAUUCAAACUGGAAACCCGUGGCCACCGUACAAGGAGAGGACUCCUCUGCAUCCCUGUUACAAAGGUUUAAUCCAGCUGCUGCACUGCAAGACUUUGCACAUCGUGAUCUUUACUCUCCUUUACAAGAUAUGGAUGGAUCACCAGAACAUGUCGGAGCACGUGCUGUGCAUGGUUCUGUACCUGAUCGAGCUGGGCUUAGACAACCAGGUUCAGGACAACAAGGAGGAUGAGGAGCCUUGCAUCGAGGAGCACUGUCAUGACAGCUGGUUCCCAGGCACCAAUCUUCUUUCCAAUCUGCACCAUGUCAUCAACUUUGUAAGGGUUAGAGUUCCUGAAACGGCUCCUGAGGUGAAGAGGGAGGCCCCUCCCAGUACCAGCACUGAGGCUUCCUCCUACGGCCAGAACCUACGGGAGGCUCAGGUGUUCAGCCUGGUGGCAGAGCGCAGGAGGAAGUUCCAGGAGAUAAUCAACCGAAGCAACACCGAAGCCGCUCAGGUCGUCAGGCCCAAGAGCUCCUCUACACGCUGGGUUUCACCUGGGACGCCCCCCCAGCUGGUCACCGAGAUCCUGGAGAUCCGAGAAAGCAUGCUGUCCCUCCUUGUCAAGCUCCACCAGAAGAUGUCGUUAAAGCAGAACUCUCUGUCGACGUCCUGGCUGGAGGACAUGGACACGAGUCGCCACACACAUGGAGACGGCAUUACGGCCAUCGAACGCAUCCUCACCAAGGCGGCCACACGCAGCUGCCAGAUCAAGCGGAGCAUCCAGGACAUUUGUGGGAAGGUUUGUCCUCCAGUGCCACCAAAGAAGAACAGUCCCACGGACAAGAAAACCAUGGACAAAGAAGAAAGGCGUCAGAGAGCUCGGGAGAGGCAGCAGAAACUGCUCGCUGAAUUUGCAUCAAGACAGAAGAGUUUUAUGGAAACGGCCAUGGAUGUUGAAUCCCCAGAGACCGAGGCAGCUAUGGAUUUAGGACCGUCUGAAGUGAUGGAGUCUGAGGUUCUGUAUGACUGUGUGAUCUGUGGACAGAGUGGACCGUCCACUGAAGACCGUCCAACUGGUUUAGUGGUUCUCCUCCAGGCAACCUCAGUUCUUGGGCACCGCUGCAAAAGUAAACAGGCUAAGAAUCUGCCGACGAGUGAUGAAGAGCACAUAUACCCCGCAGACACGUGUGGUGUUGCUCACGAUCUCAGACUCACGCUGAUGCAGCAGUUCUUCAAAGACAGCUCCUGUUUGCAGUCUGUGUCAAUCGGCUGGGAUGGCGGCGUCUAUGUUCAGACCUGCGGACACACUUUGCAUAUAGACUGCCAUAAAUCAUACAUGGAGUCUCUGAGGAACGACCAGGUCCUCCAGGGGUUCUCUGUGGAUAAGGGUGAAUUCACGUGUCCACUGUGCCGGCAGUUUGCCAAUAGUGUCCUUCCUUGUCGCCCUGGUCGAGGCUCAGAAGCCAGUGGAUGGCACGCGCCCACAAACAAAACAACAAGUGUACUUGUAAAGGAAGUGGACGAUCUUCAGGAGAAACUUGGCCUUUUUCCGACGGAGUCCAACUUGAGCAAAGAGAUGGAGCUGGUAAUUAAAGACAUCAAGAAUACUACUCAGAAAAAAUACAUGGAUUAUGGGAAGAACCCAGGUUCUCCUGACAACGAUUUCCUCUUCAUGUAUUCAGUAGCAAGGACCAACUUGGAGCUUGAACUUGUGCAUCGGGGAGGAAACUUGUGCUCUGGAGGAGCCAGUGCAGCUGCCAAGCGCUCGUGUCUGAAUCAGCUGUUUCACGUGUUGGCCAUGCACAUGCGUCUUUACAGCAUCGAUUCAGCCUACAACCCCUGGACAAAGUUGACUCGGGUUGCAAUAAAUAAAGAGGCAGACAUCUUUGAUGAAGAGAGACCCGAGGUCCCCAUGCUGUUUCGAGAUGUCCCGUCCCUUCUCAUUAUCUUUGUGCUAACAAUGCCACAGCCUCUGCGUAAAGAGCACUUUACCUGUGUGGUCAAGAUGUUGUUCAACCUACAGUUCAUUCAGGCUUUGGCUAUACUUUCAACCAAAUUCAGCCCAGAGGAACGGCAGGCCUGGGUCACUUCUGGAGCACUUAAAAAGAAUGCUGCAAACUCCGAGAGAUCUGUUGAAGCUCUCCUCAGUCACGUUAUCGUCGAGCUCUCAAAGGACAAGAGUGUUUACAAGGUGAACGCUGAUGAAACAACAAUGCUGAGCUCCAGUGUGUGGUCUCCACAGUCCAUCGAGAUCAGCCUCCAGCAGUUCUGUCUGCCCUUCCUUCGCCUCUCCUGCCUUCUGCAGCACCACCUUUACGGAGACAACCUAACAGGUUGCCUGGAGGAAGAGGAGUUUUCAUCCCUUGCUGUGUGUUUGGGGCUUUUGCCCUCAACUCCUCCGCCUUCCAGCGCCGUGCACAGUGCCUCAUGUCUGCAGUGGCCCGUCAACGCCUUUGACUUGGUGUCGCAGUGGAGCGAUGAGGUCACAGGGCUGACUCGGAGUCCAGAGCAAUCACUGACCUUGCUGGUCCAGGAUCCUCAGUGGACGCCCCCUCGUCUUCUCCAGCUACCUGACAACUAUAAUAUCAUCUUCCAGUACUACCACAGAAAGGCCUGCACUGUCUGCAAAAAGGUGCCAAAAGACCCCGCACUCUGCCUUGUGUGCGGCACUUUUGUCUGUCUCAAAGGCGUGUGCUGCAAACAGCAGGGGACCUGUGAAUGUGUGUUGCACUCCCAACAUUGUGGCGCAGCUACAGGCAUCUUCCUGCUGAUUAAUGCCUCCGUCAUCAUCAUCAUCCGUGGACACCGUUUCUGUCUGUGGGGCUCGGUUUACCUCGAUGCUCACGGUGAAGAAGAUCGCGACCUACGCCGUGGAAAGCCCCUUUUCUUAUGCGAGGAGAGGUAUCGAGUGUUGGAGCAGCAGUGGGUUUCUCACACCUUUGAUCACAUCAAUAAACGUUGGGGGCCUCACUACAACGGACUCUAAGGUCUUCCGAAUGAAAAUAAAACCCAACAUGGAGUCUUUUAAAAACAUAUUAUAGUUAUUAUCAUUUUUUCCUGGCUCGUGUCUGCCUUGAUCGAAAUACUUGGGUAGUUUUAACUUGAUAAACACAAAACACCCAGGGAGGCGUUCGGUGUACGUGAAGUUUGGUGUACAGUCUCGCCGAAAAGCUAAAACACUCGUGUGUGUGUUCAGGUGAUUUAUUGUGUGGUCUUCAGCAGGGAAAAGCACAACUGAAUGCGGCUGAAGUUAAAUUUUUUUUAUAAAGCACAACUUUACCCAGAGAUUAAGUUGGCUUCAUUGGAGUGGACUUUAAAAGGCGUUGCUUGUUUAGGUUAAAAGGAAAAAACUCAUGUAUAUCAAGAAUUGAAGGUCUCUGCAGGAAUGAUCGUUUUUGCACCGUUUUCUAUUUUAUUACUACAUAUCCAUUCUAUUUAUCAAAACGGACUCUGCUGUGCUGGCAUGAGUUUUAAGCUCCUGAUGAGUGCAGCCAUGUUUUUUUUUUGCAGUUUGCACUCGUCCCUCUGCUGAUGGUGGGCAAGACCAAGUCCAAGCGUCAACACUCGAGAGUUUUCCUUUGCGAACAAGCAAAGCCUCUGUCUGGGUCUAGUUGCAAUCCAUCCUCAGGAAAUUUUUUUCUUUUCUUUUUUGGGUGUUUUUUUGCUGUUUGUUUUUAGAUAUUUAAAAAAAAAUAAAAAAAACAAAUGCUGCUGCUCAUUGUUCAAGUCAGUAAUUUUAACUUUUGUGAAGAUUUUGUUUUCUAAGAUUGUGCUUUGAGUUUACAGUAGAUGGCUGGCAUUGUUCUAUCAAACUCACUUUAAUGUUUAGGGUCGUUGCUGGGUUGCACCCACUCCUGGUAUCUAAUCGCUCUUUUUUUUUAAUCUGAAGGUGAAAAUCAGGAAUCCGUUUUUAUUUUCAUUGGGAAAACUCAGCACUUUGAUUAUGGCAUCAGAUCUAUUAAGUAAGAAGUAAUUGUUCUUUCAGUGCCGAACAGAUACAUUUAUUAUGAUUAUCUCAAACUCCCGUAGUUGUGAAUCAUAGUUGCAUUCCGACUUUACAAUAUCCAACUUCAGUACCCGUUCUUGUGCAUGACGUCCUUUAAGCCACUUCAUUUUUCUGAUCAUAUUUCUUUCUAGAAAAGAGGAAAUUUCAUUCAUUCGUGUGCAUCAAUGCAUUUUGCCAAGUGAAUAAACGGCUGACAUUCCUGCUGUUUGCAAAUGCCGAGCCACGUCUUGGAAUCAUCAGAGAAAUUCAGAACUUCCUUUAGAAUAUUUUUCAUGCGGUUUUUUUGUUCGCUGGGUUUCUCAUUUUCAUUAAAUUAUUCAUUUUUUUUGCAAUUCCCACUCUGUAAAUGACCGCAACAGCCAACGAGUGAUGGGUGUAAGUCGUAACGGAGAGCUUCGGUGUGUUUUUCCUGUGUGAAUGACGAGAGAAUACAGUACAUUACUGUAGGUGCUGACUCAAACUUUUGAGUUUGACCAGGAUUUAUGACUUUGGACAUUUAAUGCAAAAUGUAACAUAUGUGAAUAAAAGAAAAAAGCACACUAA
Messenger RNA from Nothobranchius furzeri (turquoise killifish), 7294 nucleotides. It is a transcript of the gene ubr3, whose product is annotated as ubiquitin protein ligase E3 component n-recognin 3. Gene Ontology annotation, molecular function: zinc ion binding; ubiquitin protein ligase activity. Gene Ontology annotation, biological process: ubiquitin-dependent protein catabolic process via the N-end rule pathway; protein ubiquitination. Gene Ontology annotation, cellular component: cytoplasm; ubiquitin ligase complex. The record is from RefSeq and is a predicted model, not a curated record. NCBI's taxonomy places the organism in Eukaryota, Metazoa, Chordata, Actinopteri, Cyprinodontiformes, Nothobranchiidae.